Vitis vinifera (wine grape) is the source of this 1401-nucleotide messenger RNA. RefSeq names its product adenylate kinase-like. Lineage: Eukaryota; Viridiplantae; Streptophyta; Magnoliopsida; Vitales; Vitaceae. The transcript is spliced from 11 exons. The record is from RefSeq and is a predicted model, not a curated record. Gene Ontology annotation, biological process: 'de novo' pyrimidine nucleobase biosynthetic process; CDP biosynthetic process; UDP biosynthetic process. Bases 233 to 949 code for a protein of 238 amino acids. Gene Ontology annotation, cellular component: nucleus; cytoplasm. Gene Ontology annotation, molecular function: ATP binding; UMP kinase activity.
UAGACCGACAUGCCACCCCGAACACUUCUCCAUUUUCAGAUUUUUCCUAAGGUUUGGUAGAUUCAUUCAAGAAUUUUCCAAUUUCUGAAUUUCAUCUGGAAAAUUGAAGUUAAUACCAACCAGAUUAGAGAUUAUCUUAAAGCAUAAGCCCUGUUUAUGUGAAGAAGGACAAGAGAUUUAGCAUAACAUAAACUAGAGCAAGAAAUCGUGGAGAAGGGUACAUAACCCAGAUAUGUGGAGACGUGUGACUUCGCUUUCUCCAUUUAUUUCUUCUUCCAAACCAUCUAUUCGUAACCAGGCAUCAUAUGGAGGGAAGAUUUGGGAGUUAUUCACCACAGAAAUACUCACUCCGGCAAAAGCUGGAAUAUCUUCUGAUGAGAAAACACCAUUCAUAACUUUUGUUGUAGGUGGCCCUGGUAGUGGAAAAGGUACACAAUGUGCAAAGAUUGUUGAGACCUUUGGAUUUACACACAUAAGUGCUGGAGAACUGUUAAGGAGGGAAAUAUCUUGUAAUAGUGAACAUGGUUCCAUGAUUCUAGACAGUAUUAGAGAGGGAAAAAUCGUCCCUUCAGAAGUGACAGUCAAACUGAUUGAGAAGGAAAUGGAGUCAAGUAAAAAUAAUAAAUUUCUCAUUGAUGGAUUUCCGCGAACUGAGGAGAACCGCAUUGCAUUUGAAAGAGUUAUUGGAGCAGAACCAAACUUUGUGCUUUUCUUUCAUUGCCCUGAAGAAGAGAUGGUGAAGCGACUGCUAAGCCGUAAUGAGGGCCGAGUUGAUGACAACAUAGAUACAAUCAAGAAACGGCUUGAAGUUUUUACAGCAUUGCAUCUUCCUGUUAUCAAAUAUUACUCUGAGAAGGGAAAGCUUUACAAGAUUAAUGCAGUAGGUACCGUGGAUGAGAUUUUUGAACAAGUUCGCCCAGUUUUUGCUGUAUGUGAGGCAACUAAAUGAGGAGGAAAUGAAGAAGACAAAGAAGAGGGCAAAGCAUGGAAGGUCAAGGUUUUUGGUUGGAAUCACCUUGCUUUUCUUUUGAAGGAGCAUUAUAGGUUAGUUAGCAAGCACGGCUUUUUUUCUUGGAAAGUGCGGGAAUUCAUAAAGGGAAAAACCAUCUGCAGGAUAACUCUCAUUAUCAAUUUUUUGUUGUUGUUUUGGUGGGACUAUGAGUUUGGUUUGAUGUUGCUGGGUGCAUUUCUACAUCUCCUGCCUGCUGUGCAAACCACAAGUUGUGUAGUUGCUUUAGGCAACGGAAACGAUGGUUAUGUGAACCAAGUAGUACUAAGAAAAGCGGAGAAUCACGCUUUCAUAUUUUAUGCAAACUAUUGGUGUUGUAGUCGAACUGCAUGGUAUUGAAAAAAGAAUAUGUUGUACAUCUUAUGAUUAAAUAAAAUCACAAACAAUAGACA